AUGGGAAAUCUAUCGGAGAAUUUCGAUAUAGAGGAUCUGAUGUCUUACGGAGACGAUUUGAUCGAACUAUUGAAUGUUAAGAAUGGGUUUGACGUGGUAUCGCAGAGUUUCCAGCACUUAGAAGCUCUCAAUUUCGCUUCCGACGAGGAUUUUAAUCAGAUACAAGGAUCUACUCAAGAGUGUAAGAAGAAACUCGAUGCUUGCAAGAAGAAAACGGAGGAAGCAAAUUCAGAUGUUUCGGCUGGAGAUGAAAUCGAACUCGCUGAAGAACUCAAAGACCUGAAUACACAACGGACAUCGAUUGAUGAACAGAGGCAAUCUACGAAGAGAAAAGUGCGUGACGACUUGAGAGCUGAGAAAAAGCUCUCUAUGUAUGCUUCUGUCACAAAGAUUAUACCGGACGUUACUGAUCCAUCAAAGAUCUCAGGCUAUUUGGUAGAUCGCGAGAAAAGGGUGAUUGAGAAGUUCCAAUUCGAGACAAAUAAGAUGACGGCGUACGAGACGUGUAACAGUAUUUGGAGCAUUAUCAACAAGCAAUAG
Microthlaspi erraticum is the source of this 540-nucleotide messenger RNA. NCBI's taxonomy places the organism in Eukaryota, Viridiplantae, Streptophyta, Magnoliopsida, Brassicales, Brassicaceae. The record is from the annotation of a GenBank genome assembly.